GGGGUGGGCGGCCCGGUCGGUCCGUCCGUCCACCGUCGGGCGGGCUCCGGACACACUGCGGUCGCCUCCGCGGCGGCCCCUCCGGUCCCUGGGAGUGUGGGCAGGGCUGCCGGGGGCUUCCGUGGGCUUGGCCUCUCUCCCGGGAGGAAAAGCAGGGGGAAGCCCCCGGCGCCCGCCGGACCCCAACGCUGCGGGCUGAGCACGGCCGGGCGGGGCGCUGCGCCGAGCCUGUCGCCUGCCGUGUCCGGAGAGGCGCGGGCCCCAGCCACAGACCGAAGGGCCCCACCCUGCCGGGCGUGGGCGACUGCCGGCCAGGGGCCUCGCGGCGGCGGCGGCCUGCAGCACCCAGUCCCGGGGAAUGCAGUGGCCCCCGACCCCUGGCGCCUCUCGGUGUCUCGGCUGGGCCUCCUCGCUCGCUUGCUCCGUGGCCUCGACGCUCCCGGGCCGCGGCGGCCCAGCCCCCCUCAUGGCCGCGAAGUGGUUCAAGGAGUUCCCGCUGACCCUCAAGACGGCGUCGGAGCGGGCCAGGCCCGGGGGCGGGGGCGGCGGCAAGUUGCGCAAGAACUCGGAGGCGGGCGGCGCGGCGCCCACCCCGGCCAAGGGCCGCAAGAACUCGGCGGCUGAGCUGGGGAGCGCCAGGGCCAGCGGCGGGCCCCCCAAAGACAGCCGGCUGUCCCGGGACAGCCUGCAGGGUCUGAUACAGGCUGCGGCCGGUAAGGGCCGCAAGAACUCCCGGGCCACCGAGGAGGAGCCCCACCGGGGCGCAGCCAAGAGCUCGGGCUGCAGCACCUACAUUAACAGGCUCAUCAAGGUGGACACUCAAGAGAAGAAUGGCAAGAGCGGCUAUCCCGGCGGCGGUGGCAGCAGCAGCUCCGGGAGCUCAAGCAGCUCCUCUUCCUCUGCAUCCUCUUCCCCUUCCUCCCUGGGUCCCGAGCUGGACAAGGGCAAGAUGAUGAAGCAGCAGGACACGGUCAUCAUUUUAGAAGACUAUGCUGACCCUUAUGAUGCGAAACGGACAAAAGGCCAAAGAGAUGCAGAGAGAGUAGGUGAGAAUGAUGGCUACAUGGAGCCCUACGAUGCACAGCAAAUGAUAACAGAAAUCCGACGCCGAGGUUCCAAAGACCCGCUGGUAAAGGCUCUCCAGCUGCUGGAUGGUCCAUGUGAGCCAGGAGAGAGUGGAAAGGUAGAGGCUGCUGCCAAGAGACGCAAUUCCAAGGAUCUUCUGGGGAAGCAGCCACAGCUCUAUGACACCCCCUAUGAGCCCCCGGAGGGUGGUCCAUGGGCAGCAGAGACGAAGGUGCGACCAGCAGACAGCAGGCUACCAGAGGACGAUGAUCGACCAGCAGCUGAAUAUGAGCAGCCCUGGGAGUGGAAGAGGGAGCAGAUUGCCCGUGCCCUGUCAGUCCAGUUUGAAGGAUCUGAGCGACCUCCCAGCAAGGAGGAGACAGUGAGGCAGCACCACCGGCAGAAGAGCUGGACCCAGAAGAUCUUGAAGCCAAGCCUGUCAGACCACGGCGAGGGCGAGAAGGUGGACCCAGGUCUUCCCCUGGAAAAGCAGCCUUGGUAUCAUGGCACCAUUACUCGGGCUGAGGCUGAGAGCCGACUGCAACCCUGCAAAGAAGCUGGUUAUCUGGUCCGAAAUAGUGAGUCAGGGAACAGCAGGUACUCCAUUGCACUGAAGACUAGUCAAGGAUGUGUCCACAUCAUAGUGGCUCAGACGAAAGACAACAAAUACACACUGAAUCAGACGAGUGCUGUGUUUGACAGCAUCCCUGAAGUGGUAUACUAUUAUUCCAGUGAAAAAUUGCCCUUCAAAGGGGCAGAACACAUGACCCUACUCUACCCUGUGCACAAGCUUCACUAAGAUUCAGCCAUUGAGAGCCCUGGCACCUAAGAGGACAGCAACACCCAGCCAGCAUUUCGGUGGACAAGGGGCUCUUCUGCCUGCUGCAGUGUGUGAGUUGUCAUCUAGAAGUCAGGCAGUCUGUGGACUUGAAUCCAUCCCUCGACACUCGGUUUCUGAUCUGUUCUUUCCCUGCUUGCCGAGUAGCUAUACUAUAAGAAAGUGUAACGUACUUGUUGCCUCCUUCCUGGAGUAGGGAGUUCUGUUUGGGCUGUGACCCUCAGGAAAGGUAAGUCUGGCGUAGAGGAGCACUGAAGUUCUCCAGCAGUACUGGCUGUUCUCUAGAGCGCCUGGUCUCUCCAAACAGCAGACCACUUGGCACAUGGGGUUUUGUACACUGGCAGAAUGUGCAUUGCAAGCCCCUGUGGGGAAGUGGAUGCACAGUGAAAGUGCCAACAGUAGACAAGAAAGGUGUUUUCUUCCUCCAAUGUCCUGAUGCAGCUCUGGCCUGUGUGACUUUUACGUUAGGGUUUGGCCAAAGGAUUAUUUUGUUGGUCAGCCUUUCUAAGAAAAGUCUUUGCUUUCUCAGUCUCUACGGACUUUCUCAUCGUUUUUCAUCAAAUCAGUAAUACAAGCAAAAGCCAGAUGGAAGAUGUCCCUGAUAGAAGAAUUACCAAUCUAAUUAAGCAGUGUCAUCCUUCUUAUAAUUUUGAAUUACAGAAUAAAAUAUGCCCCCAAGAUUUUAUUUCUGAUUUUUUUAUUCUAAAAAUCUACAGAACUCAACAACUGUUUUGUUACUGGAUAGUUACAUAGAACUUCACACCUUUGUUUUCUGUGCAUUAUAGGUGCCAUGGAAUCACCUUUACGUUUUCUCUCUAAAAUUAGAUUUGCUUAGUAUUUUUUAUAAACAACUUUGGGAAUCCAAUUAUAUGAACUGAGUCACUAGUCUGGAACGAUUUUCCCCUUCUGUACAGGGCAUACCAAUUUGCACCAUACAGAAGUAUUUUAAAAGACAUCAAGCUUGUCUCUGCUGCUCUUUAUGAUAUUAUGUCAUUAUAUUUUUUUCUUUGUGAUUUAUUAUGAACUUAUAUUGCCGAUUUAUUUAUUAUGAAAAAGCCCAUGGAAAUGGCAAACUGUGAGAAGAUGCUGUGGCAAGUGGUCUGUAAUUAGAACUGGAUGCUUCCUGCUCUGGAGUUUAUAAAUUGGUUCUCAAAAGUAGUCCUGAGGCAAAUGUGCUGUCUGCCCUCAAUGGAAAGUUAACUUUUACAGCUUUCUUCAAAUAGGCAAAAACUAAUUUGGGUGAUUUUUUUUUUUUAAAGGAAGAUCCCUAUCUACUUAGCAGUUAUCAUUUGACUAUUAUAACUUAAGAGGUUAGUAAGAUUUUUGGUUCUUUUGGGGUCAAAUGGUUGUGGGAUCUUUUGUUUUAAAAAGUUGGAAGGAACUUUUUCUCAUUGGAGCUCAAGGACUUUAUUAAUCAAGGCUAUUUUGUUUUCAAAGUAUUAAUAGAUUUGUUUUGGAUCAUAUAGCUAUCUUAGUACAAGGAUUUUUCUUUUUUAUUUCCAGCAUCCAUAGUUCCAAUUCCAUUCAACAAAUAUUUAUUAUCUUUUAUAUGUGCAUUAUUCACUGUGUUAAACUUAUUUUUAGUUCAUCAUUCUAGUAGUGAAGCCUUAUUUAACCUAAUCUGCAAAGGAAAUAGAGCAGUUAUCUUUAACAAAUGCUGCAAGCUUUGUAAACUUUUUCUUGGUGUAUGUCAUGAUUUUGGGCCCACACCCAGCAACUCUGAUGACUAUGUGAUAAAAUAGCAUUUGAAAGCAGGCCUGAUGUGUUGUCUUUAAAGACUGAGCUUCUGCCGUAUGCCCAGGGUUGUGCUUCCUUCAUAUAUUUUCUGUGGAAGUCAUGCUAUUUUUUUUUUACAGGAUUGAAAAUAGAGGAAAUGCAGAAUUUAUAUAUAGUCCAGUUACUUCACAGUAGAGUAGGAGGUUAUAAAAAGCAGAAACAUGGUAAAUUAGUGGAAGGCCAGUGAGGGAAUGUGUUAAAGCUACUAUUUCUUCUUAGGUUGUGACACAAGCUGACAAAAGCCAGGGAAUUCACAGCUGGGUGGUGGCACAAAAUGCCACAUGUUCUAAAAACAAUUAGGCCCAGUAGGGUGUCCCCAGUGGCUUGUUAAGCCUGGGCCAGCUGAUCUGAAGCUGUGAGGUAUGUUCUCUGAACUGAGCUUUGAAUGCUUGGACUUCUUGUCAUUUUUAUCUUAAUAAAAGUAUUUUUCUGUAAUCUUCAUUUUUGGGGUUAAUUCUGUCUCCCAGAA
Molecule: messenger RNA, 4148 nt
Organism: Nannospalax galili (Upper Galilee mountains blind mole rat)
Lineage: Eukaryota; Metazoa; Chordata; Mammalia; Rodentia; Spalacidae
Gene: She
Product: Src homology 2 domain containing E
Exons: 6
Coding region: 359-1864 (501 amino acids)
Molecular function (GO): phosphotyrosine residue binding
Source: RefSeq, a predicted model, not a curated record